Messenger RNA from Fopius arisanus, 1248 nucleotides. RefSeq lists its product as uncharacterized. Gene Ontology annotation, cellular component: plasma membrane. The coding region runs from base 1 to 1248 and encodes 415 amino acids. Lineage: Eukaryota; Metazoa; Arthropoda; Insecta; Hymenoptera; Braconidae. The transcript has 6 exons. Gene Ontology annotation, biological process: sodium ion transmembrane transport. The record is from RefSeq and is a predicted model, not a curated record. Gene Ontology annotation, molecular function: ligand-gated sodium channel activity.
AUGUUGGGGAGGGACAUUGAGAUCAAAGCCAGAAAGAAAGUUCCUGAAGAGCCGCCACUUUUCUACAUAAGAGAAUUAACUUAUGGAGUGGAAGAGAAAAAAUCUGUGCGGCCUUCCCUCCAAUCGAGUAACGAAAUCAAGAGAAUUCAAGCAACUGGUUGGAAGGCAUAUUUAAUUGAAUAUGUGAAUAAUGCAACUCUUCAUGGGAUAAGGCAUUUGGUUGCGCCUCAGAGACACAUCUUCGAACGGAUUGGCGCAGCGGGGGUUAUCAUGAUGUCCUUGAUGGCGUUGGUUUAUCUUUCCCUUCAUUUCUGGCAGGAGUACCUCCACCACUCCACAGUGAUAGUCCUCAAUCAUGCAUUCCAUAAUUACAAAGUUGCUCAACCCGCACUUGUCAUGUGCUCGAAGAAGGGAGUCGAUGAUACGAAGUUUCCUGAAGUUUUUCAAAAAUACGGAAUUGAAGACACACCAGAGAUGAGAGAUUUUUUUACAGUAAUUUCUAGAGAGCCAUAUACAUACACCAGGUCGACUCCACAAUCUGUCAGUGUUCCCUCCACCGAGUGGCUGUCAAUUCUUCACGAUUUGAAACUUGAGAUUGAGUAUCCAAAUGUUCAGGAGGAGCCCUUGUGGGUCAUUACGAGUCAUGGAUUUUGCCACAGUUUCUACAGUUACGCUGCGCCCUAUUCGAAUUUCGAGUAUUGGAUGAAGGACAACUGGACUGUAAUUCCAGAGCCUGCGACCAUGCAAUAUUUUCAACACUUGAGCAAAACCAUGCGCUUAUCAUUUCAUGCGAAGAGUCAUGAUGUAUUCUUCAGCUUAGCUCAUCCUGGCAACAUUGUGGACUUCUCCAGAACCAUCUACGGUGCGAAAUUCCAGUGGAAAACAGAACUCGUGGUGAACUUCGAGGAAGUUGAACCCUCCAGUGAACUCAGAUCACUCUCAUUCACACAGAGGAAUUGCAAGUUCCCUGAUGAGCAUAAACUCAAGAUGUGGCCCGUCUACACAUCUGCCAUGUGCAAGAGGGAAUGCACGUACAGCAGAAUGUUUAAAUUCUGUGGGUGCCAUCACCACUUUGCAAGACCUCUCCCUGGAAUACCAACAUGUGAUCUAGCACAAUUGCGAUGUGUAGCCGAAAACCAGAAAUCCAUAUUGAAAGAUGACAUCGGAGGAGCAGCGGAAUGCGGGUGUUUACCUGACUGUCACUACGUCCGCUACACCGACGACCGAUUCACUGAAUAUAUUUUGUAA